Molecule: messenger RNA, 1521 nt
Organism: Puccinia triticina
Lineage: Eukaryota; Fungi; Basidiomycota; Pucciniomycetes; Pucciniales; Pucciniaceae
Exons: 8
Coding region: 1-1521 (506 amino acids)
Biological process (GO): L-valine catabolic process
Cellular component (GO): mitochondrion
Molecular function (GO): 3-hydroxyisobutyryl-CoA hydrolase activity
Source: RefSeq, a predicted model, not a curated record
AUGUCCACUUCAGCCAGCCAUCGACGACUAGCCAUCCUCAGCCACCAUCUCGCCCCACCACCAUCAUCCAGCCGCCCUGCCUACUCCUCCAGACCUUCCCCGCCGACUCCCCAACAGCCCUCCGUGCUCACUAAAACGGAUGGAAACCUGCGCUCCUUGACUCUCAACAGACCCGAGGCUUUGAAUGCACUCAACAUGGAAAUGAUCCAAGCCAUCGCCGCCGAACUUACCAAAUGGGAGAACAGCGAGCCCGCAAAGAUGGUGAUUCUCAAGGGCGUCGGAAGGGCUUUCUGUGCGGGCGGCGAUGUGGUCUCGUUGGUCAAAUCAGUCGCCUCGGAAGACUCCGCACAGCGGAAAACCCCGGUGGACUUCUUCCGCGCCGAAUACACACUCGACUCGUUCAUUGCAAAGAUGUCCACGCCAGUCGUUUGCUUCUUGGACGGAAUUACAAUGGGUGGAGGGAUGGGUUUGAGUAUGCAUACUCCCUUCCGUAUCGCCACCGAAAAGACCCGGGUGGCCAUGCCAGAAACUGCAAUCGGCCUGUUUCCGGACGUCGGGGCUAGCUUUUUCCUUCCAAGACUGGAUGGUGAAUUGGGUACCUAUCUCGGCCUGACCGGUACAAGUUUAUAUGGAUGGGGAGCCUUCCAGGCUGGAAUAGCGUCCCAUUACGUGCCAUCGAGCUCGUUAGCAGCUCUCGAGGACCGACUCUCGGCCUUAUCAGCAGAUGCGACACACGACCGAAUCAACGAUGCGAUCAAUGAGUUCGCGGCGGAUCCGGAGGAGUCGAGCAGUUCGAGCCCCGCGUUCGAUCUUCAGGGCACUAAACGGCAAGCCAUUGACCAUUGUUUCGGCCAGAACACUGUCGAGAAGAUCGUCGAACAGUUAGAGGCCGUCAGAGACGGGCAUCUGUUCAGCGAGGACCCGGCCCUGAAAUCGUGGGCCGAACAGACUAUCGACUUGAUCCUCAUCAGAAGCCCAUCGAGUUGUAAGAUCACCCUGAUGGCUCUCAGAGAGGGUAAGAAAAUGUCGAUCGAUGAGUGCUUUGCGAUGGAGAUGAGAAUGGCUGCUACGUGUUGCGAUGUUCAAACCCACCCAGACUUUGUGACGGGAGUGACGCAUCUGUUGGUCAACAAACAGAAGAGUCGACCGGCGUGGUCGCCCUCGGAGUUAAGCGAAGUCAAGCUCCCAGAGAUCACGGCGCAGUAUUUCUCGUCCCAGCCGGCGUCGAGCACGCACGUAGUCCGUCUGGAUAGUCUAUCCCCGACCCGGAUCCAGUCUUACCACGACUAUCCGUACGCAAACUACGGCCUGCCCUCGGAAGAGACGAUCAAGAAUCUGGUGAUCGGGAACGUCAAGGGUACCAGCGGCCAUCUCGCCAUCACCGCGCCCGAACUGCACGAGAUGGUCUCCCAGAAAUGGAACCAUAAGGUCGGCGUCGCCCAGAAACUUGACGAUAUCCUUGCCAGACGGACGACUCGGAAAGGUCAGAAUGAGGGCUUUGUUCUCAAGUGGCAGUAUUGA